Mya arenaria is the source of this 2331-nucleotide messenger RNA. Its product is annotated as cadherin-23-like. Lineage: Eukaryota; Metazoa; Mollusca; Bivalvia; Myida; Myidae. Gene Ontology annotation, biological process: homophilic cell-cell adhesion. The transcript has 14 exons. Gene Ontology annotation, cellular component: plasma membrane. Bases 1 to 2331 code for a protein of 776 amino acids. Gene Ontology annotation, molecular function: calcium ion binding. The record is from RefSeq and is a predicted model, not a curated record.
AUGUUCUUGCAUCCUUUCAGAACGUAUUCAUGGAAUUUCAACUUUGAAAAUUUUUUACUCAGCAUAAACUUACUAGACGUAAACGAUAACGAACCAGAGUUUAGUGAACAGCUUUAUAAUGCCAGUGUGUCGGAAAAGGCUACAAAGGGCACAGUUGUAAUAAACACGAUUCAAGCAACAGAUAAGGAUGUCAACAGAACAAUUACAUUCUCAUUAUUGCCCGGUGAACCUCCAGUCUCAUCAUUUCAUAUAGACAACAAAACAGGUACUAUCAUUAAAGUAGAUGUAAUUGAUAGGGAACAAAAUGACUCGGUUAUACUUACAAUCGUGGCUCGUGAUAAUGGGGUUCCUUCGAAGAACAAUACAUCAGAGGUCUACGUUGACAUCUUGGAUUUUAAUGAUAACGCCCCACAGUUUAUCAAUUUGCCGUAUAAUGGACGUAUCAGCGAAAGUAUUACAGUUAAUAAGAUAGUUUUAAACGUUUCUGCAUGCGAUAGAGAUGAGGAAAUGAACAGUAACGUCACAUAUUACAUCAAAAGUGGAUCGGGUGGAAAUUUCUCUAUUGAUGAAAUAACUGGCGAAAUAACAGUGCAGACACCGCUUGACAGAGAAACCCGAUCUGAGUAUAACAUUGUUGUCAUAGCAAAGGAUAAUCCAUCAGACGCAGCCUUUCAAAAAACCAACGAGACAACAGUUCAUAUUUCGAUUUCCGAUGUUAAUGACAAUCCACCGAUUUUUCCUCAAUACACAACAACACCCAUAUUAGAAAACUCUGCAAUCAAUACUACAAUAUUGACGAUAUCUGCCACAGAUGCGGACCAGGAAAAUACCAACAAUUCAAUGUUGGUCUAUCACGUUGAAGAUGACAAUUUCAAUUUCUUCAAUAUAUCAGGAAAUGUACUUUAUAUACAAACAGAUUUAAAAGAUCAUGUUGGCUUUUACAAUGUAACUGUGGUUGCAAAUGAUUUAGGAUACCCACAAAUGUCUGCGAACACAACUAUUCAAGUUGAAGUGGUGGAUGUAAACCUUCAUGCGCCGUAUUUUAAUAGCAUUCCUCAAGGCAACCGCCUAACCCUUUUUGAGUGUCUUCCUGUAGGAAGUUUGCUUUAUGCAUUUACAUACAUUGACAAUGACACGGACCAGAACAAUAAUGCAAAAGCGGAAUUUAACAUCAGCCAAUAUCAGGAAUCGUUAGAUACCAUUCGCGCCAGUUUCGAUUUGAAUGCAAACGGUUCUCUUUAUCUGAAUGCUUCCCAAGAUGUUAACAAGAAAAGAAGUUAUCAGUUUUAUAUCCAACUCACAGACAAAGGUAUUCCUCCGCUUUCCUCUGACAAACAGUUAAUCACUGUUCAAAUUAUCGAUGUCAACAAUCAUCUUCCAACCUUCAAGUCUAAUAAAACGGAAAUGAGUCUGAAAGAAAACUCAACACAGGAUUUGUCUAUCGGUCACGUUACAGCAUAUGACGAAGAUACGGAAUCAAGACAGUGUUACAGUUUUAAAGAAACGACGAAUAUGACGUCAUACUUUUAUCUUAAUAACACAACCGGUGAGAUCAAAAACACAGUACCAGUCGACUAUGAAGUAAUCCAUGUCAUUAAAUUCACAAUACAUGUUGAGGAUUGUACAGCAAAUACUAACGCGACAUGUAAUGGUUCCCGAAACGAAGAGGAGAAACGCAAACAAAUAAAGGAGACAGACGUAAUAAUAAAUAUAAUAGAUAUCAACGACAACCCUCCGAGUUUUAUCAAAGAACGAAUUGCUACAGGAAUGGUGCAUGGAACGGAACCCGGAGAUAUACUUGGAUUAAAACUCAAAAACGAGUCAUAUGUAAAAGACAUGGACUCAAAACGAAACGCCGCCGAUUCCUGGCACUUUUCAAACGACGGUAGUGUGUCCUUGAGCCAAGGUCUUUUGGCAUACCUACAACCUGGUACUGGCGUAGAAAACUGCACAGACGGUCAAAAGCAUCUGUUUUGUGUGACACCUAAUGGCACAUUUAUUUCAAACAAGAUAAUUGAUGAGACUUUGGCAGGGUAUUUUACUGUACCAAUAAUUGUUCGAGACAAGGCGGGCUUUGACAAAGCAAAUGUUACGAUAUAUUUGAUAAGCAGAUUCCAAAUUUUGACCAUGAUUAUUCGGGGAAACAAAGAACAAGUUUCAGUGAACAUAGAUCAGAUAAUGAGUGAGUAUAGUGCGAUCACAGGAAAAACGUUCGUAUAUGACAAACUGUCCAAUCACAAAAAAUCAAAUGGAGAUGUGGUAACGACAAGUUCGGAUUUGGAGUUCCAUGUGGUAGAUCCCGAAACCCAGAAGGAUUGUUGGGGCUUUUAG